AUGCGCAUUCUCGACAUUACCGUUGCUCUUUCGAGCCUGGCAUUGUUUGCCGCGGCUGCUCCAGCUCCUUUUGGCAAGAAUCAACUGCCUGAUGGAAUGCCCUCCCCGAGUCCCGACCAGGUGAAGCUUAUCGAGCAAGCUGCUCAUGGUACUCUGCCAAAUGGUCCUCCUCCACCAGUGAUCAGCAGCGAGGGCAUUGUGAAUCUGAAGUUGAUUGCAUUCAACGAGCUCUUUGAAGUUGCAUUCUUCAAUGAGCUUAUCACAAACAUCACCAACAAAGUCGAGGGCUAUGACAUUGAUGAGGAGGAAGACCAUGUCAAGGUCUUGGAUGCCUUGAAGGCUAUUCUUGCCCAAGAGGAACUUCAUGCUCUCCGUGCCAACGAUGCCUUGGAACACUUCAAGGUGAACAAGAUCCAGCCUUGCGAGUACACUUUCCCCAUUUCGGACUUCAAGUCUGCCAUUGCACUCGCUGCGACUUUCACCGAUGUCGUCUUGGGUACCCUGCAGGAUGUGGUGGAACGCUUUGCCCUCGGGCGUGAUGUCGAUCUCGCUCGCGAGAUUGCCUCCGUCAUUGGUCAGGAAGGUGAACAACAGGGAUGGUUCCGUGCAAGCCAGGGCAAAAUCCCCAGUGAACUGCCUUUCUUAACUACCAGCGACCUCAACUUUGCCUUUACUGCCAUCCAAGACUUUGUUGUGCCAGGUAGUUGCCCCAAUAUCAAUGAGAUCCCCUUGCGAACCUUCGAAGGCUUGAAGAUUCUUUCGACUCCCGGCCCUCAGGAUCAAAACAUCACUGUCCAGUUCAACGAUCCCGAUCAUGAGGCUGACCACUCGCUGUGGUUGACUUAUAUCAACCAGCAGAACCUGCCCAUCGUGGAGCCACUCCGCUUCGUCAGUCGGAACGGCAAGGAGGUUCAGGCGGAGGCUCUUUUCCCCUUCGAAGAGAAUGAAAUGAAUGGGUUGACUAUCGCUGCAGUGACCAAGUCUAGUGGUCCUUUCACUGAUGCAAGCAGCGUGGCUCAGUGGACCCUCGCUGGGCCUGGCUUGAUCAUUGUCAACUAA
Penicillium subrubescens is the source of this 1059-nucleotide messenger RNA. Its product is annotated as putative sexual development protein (LsdA). The record is from RefSeq and is a predicted model, not a curated record. The coding region runs from base 1 to 1059 and encodes 352 amino acids. Lineage: Eukaryota; Fungi; Ascomycota; Eurotiomycetes; Eurotiales; Aspergillaceae. The transcript has 2 exons.